AUGUAUCCGUGUUCCUGUGGUCAAAUGUACGAAUAUCCAUUGCAAGUAAUGGGCUGUACAAAAGCUGAUCACUAUCAACGACCAAAUAGCAAUAAUAACCAAGUCAUUCCAUCUCAAGGUCAAAGAGCUAGUGUUCAAACUGAACCAAAUUACAAUUCAAAUGUAUUACUAAAGGUGAUGGAACACCAGCAAUUUUUAACAGACAUCACAAAACAAUUUUUAUCAGGUUUCAAAACGGAAGUUGAAUGGGCGAAUAAUGUACAAGAAAAAACAACUGUGUUAAUAGCUGACGUUCAACAGAUCAAAGUUUAA
Rotaria socialis is the source of this 312-nucleotide messenger RNA. The record is from the annotation of a GenBank genome assembly. NCBI's taxonomy places the organism in Eukaryota, Metazoa, Rotifera, Eurotatoria, Philodinida, Philodinidae.